AUGAAGAUAAAGGUGGGUAUCUUGGGUCUUCCGAAUGUUGGAAAGUCAACCCUCUUUAAUGCACUUGUGCAGAAAUCCAUUGCGCACGCCGCUAAUUUCCCAUUUUGUACCAUCGAUCCCAACGUGGCACCAAUCCCUGUCCCCGACCCAUACUUGGAACGUCUCGGUCGUGUUGCGCAAAGCAAGGCAGUUAAACCAGCAACGAUGGAAUGGGUCGAUGUGGCUGGUCUCGCCAAGGGUGCCCAUCGUGGAGAAGGUCUUGGCAACCGCUUUCUAGCAUCAUUGCGGGAAUGUGAUGCGAUUUGUCAUAUAAUUCGUGCGUUUGAAGACCCAAAUGUUGUGCAUGUGGACGGACAGGUCGACCCAGUUUCCGAUGCCAACGUGAUUGGACUGGAACUGAUCCUGGCGGACCUGGCUCACGUCGAGCGUCGUCUAGAGAAAACUACGUGCAGUGGUGUCGAGCGAGCGACGCUAGAGUCCAUUGCCGAAUCUCUCGAAAAGGGUAUUCCGGCACGGGAUCUACAAUUGUCGAAAGAAGACUUGCUUUCCAUCAAAUCUAUGGGAUUGCUGACGCUCAAACCAUUCUUAUAUGUGUUCAAUGUUGACGAGGUUGACUUUUGCUACCGAGAACAAGCUCUCGAGACGGCCAGAGAAAGACUGCAGUUAAUUCCGUAUUGUGAUCUUGAAACGAAGGAUAACUUUACGAUCGUGAGCGCAAAGAUGGAAGCGAAUUUAGGGGAAAAACCCAGAGAGACCCAAUUGAGUUACCUCCAGGAUAUGGGAAUGGAGUUUGAGAAGGAUGACCAGCUUGAAGGCAUACGGAGUUACAAUGUAAUGCCCACCAUGGUUCAAAGAUUGCUAAACCUGGGUUUAGUGUACACGGGACCCGGCGUUGCGUCCAGUAGGUCGCAAACCACCAAAGCGUACAUGAUCGACAGCGGCGGUGGUGCCAGUACCGGACGAGCAACCACCGCCCAUGACUUUUCCGGUCGGUUGCAUGGCGACAUUCGCAAGGGAUUCACCCGAGCCGAAAUCACCAAGGCGGAAGCGCUGUUAAAAUACGACUCCUACGUAGCCGCCAAAGAUGCUGGCAUUGUCCGUACCGAAGGCCGUGACUACAUCCUCCAACCGGACGAAGUCGUCUAUAUCAAAUGGAAAUAG
Phaeodactylum tricornutum CCAP 1055/1 is the source of this 1161-nucleotide messenger RNA. RefSeq lists its product with no specific name. The transcript has 2 exons. Gene Ontology annotation, molecular function: ATP binding; ATP hydrolysis activity; GTP binding. The coding region runs from base 1 to 1161 and encodes 386 amino acids. Gene Ontology annotation, cellular component: cytoplasm. NCBI's taxonomy places the organism in Eukaryota, Bacillariophyta, Bacillariophyceae, Surirellales, Neidiaceae. The record is from RefSeq and is a predicted model, not a curated record.